Molecule: messenger RNA, 1536 nt
Organism: Annulohypoxylon truncatum
Lineage: Eukaryota; Fungi; Ascomycota; Sordariomycetes; Xylariales; Hypoxylaceae
Exons: 3
Coding region: 147-1451 (434 amino acids)
Source: RefSeq, a predicted model, not a curated record
UUCAUUUGAAGCAAUCAACCAACUUCUGUCUUCUUGGCCACUGCCACCAUUAUCAUCACCUUCAAACUUCAUCCCAACCAUCGUCUUUUCAUACAAUCGUCAGUCCAAAAUUCCUAUUUCCAUAUUCAACCUUAACCACCAUCACAAUGUCCUUUGGUCCUGUCACCGCUUACCCUGCCGCCGCCACCAUGUCUUCCCCUUUCCCUACCGCCGGAACCAUGCAGUCCGGUUACCCCGGGGAAAUCCCCCCCGCCGCAACCUACCAGGCUCCCGUUGCCGCGGCCGCCAAGCCCUCAUAUGAGGAGCUUGAGCGUGCGUGCGCCCUUCUGCAGGGCCACUGUCAAGCCCUGUGGGACGAGAAGAACUUCAUCCAUCACCAAGCUACGAUGGAAGUCUCUCGUCUCACAGAGGCGAACAGGGUGCAGAAGGGCGCCAUAGAGAAGGCCAAGAAGGUCUUCAAGGGUCUCAUAAGCGACCGACAGCGACUCCAUGUCGACAACCGCCGCCUCAAGCUUAAGCUUGACAAGCUUGAGCAAUCUUGCGGCGCAAUGGUUGUCGACACGGACGCCAGCGUCGAGGCCCAAUGCGCCCGUCUACAGGGCCAAAACGCGGCCCUUGAGGAAGAACUCAAGGGUUUGCAGAGAGAGUACAUGGAGUUGGUGGAGAAGUCCGACAACGAGCAGAAGAGCGCCUCGGCUCUGCUGUCUGAGGUCCAAGAUCGAGCGAUCAAGGACGCAGAGAGCCAGGCGGCCACUGCGAAGGAAACGGAGAAGACGAUGGAGAAGAAGGUAAGGGAGCUCAAGAGAGAGGUGAAGGAGCUCCGGGAGAGCUACUCCUCCUCAUUCCGCAAGCACUGUGUGCGGUUUGAGAAGGAGUGCCGAAAGCACUACGAGAAGCAACUCGUGCUCGCCGAGCGCGAGUUGUCCGACCGUCUCUCCCGGAGUGUCCAGAGCCUCCAACAGCCCACCCCUUCUUCUUCUCCCGCUUCCUUCCCUUCUAGCUCCCCUCAUCCCACCACUCCGUGUACUCUCCAAUACACACCUCCCACCCCUCUCUCUUCCCUCCUCGCCGCCGACACCCCCAAGACCCCCGAGACCCCGACUCCUCUGUUGAGCAAGACCAAGCGCUGGAAGGAGUGUGAGUCCUUGACGGACGCGCUCAGUCUUGCUCAGCAAGAGCACUCGGCUGUUGGGGGAGCCGCCAUGCAUGUCCUCCAGCAGUACCAGCUGGAUGGCGGCAUCGAGCGCACCGACCCGACGGCUGCGCUCGAGGCGGCUCAUAAGGGGCACGAACGUGUCCGCGAAUCGGCUAUCUCCACCCUCCAAGGACUAGGAGCGGUGGAGGAGGAGUUAAAGGGCGUGCUGAGCCAACGGGGGCGCCAGCAACGUCUCUGGAAGAGAGAGGAGGAGGCGUGUAAGGGCCGGAAGCCAAAGAGGCUUUCCCGCCAGUAGAUAUCCUCCCGUUCCGUCGACCACCCCGGCCCACAAGGCCCGAACCUUGUCUGGCCUCCUAGUGAAGGACGACCCCUAUUCAUUA